UUAAGUGAAAGCUUAUUUUGAGAGUUACUUUCAGGUACAAGAGCUGAAGACUAAGAUGCAAAGUUCAGGAAUGCCUUGGCCUGGUGAUGAGGGUGAACAACGAUGGGAACAAGCAUGGUUGGCUAUAAAAAAGGUCUGGGCUUCAAAGUGGAAUGAGAGAGCAUACUUCAGCACAAGAAAAGUGAAAUUAGACCAUGAUUAUCUUUGCAUGGCUGUCCUUGUUCAAGAAAUAAUAAAUGCCGACUAUGCAUUCGUUAUUCACACAACUAACCCAUCUUCAGGAGACUCGUCGGAGAUAUAUGCUGAGGUUGUCAAAGGUCUUGGAGAAACCUUAGUUGGAGCUUAUCCUGGACGUGCCUUAAGUUUUAUUAGCAAGAAAAAUGCUCUGGACUCUCCUCAGGUGUUAGGUUACCCUAGCAAACCGGUUGGCCUCUUUAUCAGACGGUCCAUAAUCUUCUGA
Rosa chinensis is the source of this 460-nucleotide messenger RNA. Its product is annotated as alpha-glucan water dikinase 1, chloroplastic. Gene Ontology annotation, biological process: phosphorylation. The transcript is spliced from 4 exons. Bases 56 to 460 code for a protein of 134 amino acids. Lineage: Eukaryota; Viridiplantae; Streptophyta; Magnoliopsida; Rosales; Rosaceae. The record is from RefSeq and is a predicted model, not a curated record. Gene Ontology annotation, molecular function: ATP binding; kinase activity.